Messenger RNA from Rotaria sp. Silwood1, 498 nucleotides. The record is from the annotation of a GenBank genome assembly. NCBI's taxonomy places the organism in Eukaryota, Metazoa, Rotifera, Eurotatoria, Philodinida, Philodinidae.
AUGUUCGAUUCGUAUCGUCAACAUGGUCGCAAUGCACCUCUCCCAAAAUAUUCGGAAGUUGGACCUGACGGUUCCAUUCUCUAUCAAUCAAAUAAUGUUCCUACUUACUUGAGUACUACAUAUUUACAACCAUACGGAGUAGUUCAUCGAAAUGGACUGGAUAUAAACGACCGCAGAACAAGUAAUUACUAUAGAACAUUUGAUAUUCCUGAACGAUUCGAUCGACCUGAUUUAUGGCAAGGCUACAAAAAGGUUGAACCACAUCCAUUCUAUCGAACAUCAAAUCAAGAAUACGGUGGUUACAAACCUCAAGUUCACACAAUGCCAAAUGUUUAUCGUUAUCGCUCACAUAUUUUUACUAAUAGCAUGUCCAUGGGUGGCAACUUUCGACUAAAUGGUUUUAAUACAAGUACAAGUAGCUUGGUUCCUAAAAAGGUACCUACAGGUACACUUCCGAUCUCACUUGGAUCACCAUUGCAAGCAAAAUAUGUGCAAUGA